AUGUUCCGACUCACCACUGCCCGAAUUGCUUCUGUGCGAGGCUUCUCCACCUCCGCCAGCCUGUCCAAGAAGGUCGACUCUCUCUCCGUAAUUGGCGCCGGCCAGAUGGGUCUGGGAAUCGCUCUGGUGGCUGCCAACAAGGCCGGUCUCCAGGUCAACCUCAUUGACGCCAACCAGGGCGCCCUGGACAAGGGUCUCAAGUUCAUGGACAAGCUGCUUGAGAAGGACGUUGGCAAAGGCCGUCUGACCAGCGACGAGGCCCAGGCCGUGCGAGGCCGGGUCACUGGUCACACCAACCUGCAGUCUGCCGUGGCCGACGUGGACAUGAUCAUUGAGGCAGUCCCCGAGAUCCCCAAGCUCAAGUUUGACAUCUUCCGAGACCUCAACGAGUGGACCCAGAAGGAUACCAUCCUGGCCACCAACACCUCGUCCAUCUCCAUCACCAAGAUUGCUGCUGCUGCCGGCGCUGGUGCCCCCCGAGUCAUUUCUGCCCACUUCAUGAACCCCGUGCCCGUCCAGAAGGGUGUCGAGAUCAUCACCGGCCUGCAGACCUCUCCCGAGACCCUCGCCACCACCCUGGAGGUUGUGAAGCGAAUGGGCAAGAUCCCUUCCAUCUCCAAGGACUCCCCUGGCUUCCUGGCUAACCGAAUCCUCAUGCCCUACAUCAACGAGGCCAUCAUCACCCUCGAGACCGGUGUUGGAGAAAAGGAGGACAUUGACAACAUUCUCAAGAACGGCUGUGCCAUGCCCAUGGGACCCCUUGCUCUCGCCGACUUCAUUGGUCUCGAUACUUGUCUCGCCAUCAUGCGAGUGCUGUACGAGGACACUGGUGACUCCAAGUACCGACCCUCCGUCCUGCUUAACAAGUACGUCGAUGCUGGCUGGCUCGGAAAGAAGUCUGGAAAGGGCUUCUAUGACUACUAA
Messenger RNA from Yarrowia lipolytica CLIB122, 924 nucleotides. RefSeq lists its product as uncharacterized. Gene Ontology annotation, molecular function: oxidoreductase activity, acting on the CH-OH group of donors, NAD or NADP as acceptor; NAD+ binding. Gene Ontology annotation, biological process: fatty acid metabolic process. NCBI's taxonomy places the organism in Eukaryota, Fungi, Ascomycota, Dipodascomycetes, Dipodascales. The record is from RefSeq and is a predicted model, not a curated record.